Messenger RNA from Lasiosphaeria miniovina, 1485 nucleotides. RefSeq lists its product as uncharacterized. Bases 1 to 1485 code for a protein of 494 amino acids. NCBI's taxonomy places the organism in Eukaryota, Fungi, Ascomycota, Sordariomycetes, Sordariales, Lasiosphaeriaceae. The record is from RefSeq and is a predicted model, not a curated record. The transcript is spliced from 4 exons.
AUGGCGAAUCGAGAUUUUAUACGCCUGGCUACCGCAGAUGACCCGGAGCUACGAGCCGAGGCCGUGCAUCUUCUGCCCUAUCAACUCCCUGCGUACGAGUUUCGCUCCCGGCAAUGGGAAAAUGUCGAGGAAAUCGACAAGAGCGAGGAAGCACGGAAGAGGGGCUGGAACGACCUCGUGAUUCCCGACAGCUACAGCCAGCUGCUGGUAUCACUCGUCGACAACCACACGUCGGGCGCCGACAUGACGUCGAGGAAGCUAGCAGCCACACGCAGCUCGCCCAACGUGCAGAUCGACCUGACCAUUACCGCGUACACGGGCCGGCCGCUGUACGCCACCACCUGCGGUGAUAUUGGCGUGACAGCCGACGAGGUCGAGUUCCGCCUGCAAUACCACACGGAACUGGCGGCAAGGUGGGGUUGCGUGCUGCUGCUCGACAAGGCGGACGUGUUUCUGAUGAAGAGGAGCUGGCGCGACAUGCACCGGAACGCGCUGGUGUCUGUCUUCCUCCGCCACCUCGAGUACUACUCGGGCAUCCUGUUCCUGACGACCAACAUUGUGGGCGUCAUCGACGAGGCGUUCAAGUCGCGCAUCCACGUCGCGCUGCGGUACCCGACCAUCGACCUCCCCUCGACAGAGAAGAUCUGGAACAGCCUGCUAAACCGGCUAGCCAAAGACAACGAGACGUCUGCCGUCAAGAUCCAGUUCGACCGGUCUACGCUCUUGAAAUUCGCGCGGGACCACUACCGCAAGCACGAGGCGAGCGACACGACGUGGAACGGACGCCAGGUGCGCAACGCGUUCCAGACGGCCAUCGCGCUGGGCGAGUUCGAGCGGCUGAGCCGGAUCAAGGACGAGGGGCUGACGCUCGACGAAGCGCUGCGGCUUCGUGUAUCAGCAGCGACGGCUGGCGGAGGAGGAGGCCACAACAAGACUACCGAGCGGCUGACGACGAUCCGGCUGACGCGGCGCAACCUCGAGGACAUCGCCAAGACGGCGCGCGACUUUGAGAACUACAUCGUCUCGAUCCGCGGGCCGGACCACGAGGUGGCGCAGGCGAGCCAGCUGCGCGAUGACGACUACGGGCGCCAGCUACCGCGCGCGCAGAAGGACUACAACCUCGGUGGUAAGGACGCUGCCGUGUCCUCGAUGCGCGCUACCGGGAGACGGGAAAGAGAGCGGCAUCUCCGAGAGCCGGCCCAGGGCAGCGGCAGUGGUGCCAGUGCGCGGGCGUCGCCAGCGGUGAGGGCACCGCCGCCGCCUUCGGUUGCAAGUGUGCGGUCGUCUGGCAAGGGAAAGGAGGCGCCCGCUGCCGCUGCGAGAAGGCCCAGAUAUCGAGAUGAAUACGAGGAUGACGACGAAGGCGCGGACGAGGACGGGUGGGAGAGCGGGCACGAUGGCAAAGGCUGGGAAGGAGAGGAGGGCGACUAUGAUAACGACAAUGAUGACACGGUCGACAGCGAGAUUGAUGACAACGACUAUUGA